Molecule: messenger RNA, 2095 nt
Organism: Lasiosphaeria miniovina
Lineage: Eukaryota; Fungi; Ascomycota; Sordariomycetes; Sordariales; Lasiosphaeriaceae
Exons: 3
Coding region: 281-1837 (518 amino acids)
Source: RefSeq, a predicted model, not a curated record
CCACUACCCACUACCCACUACCCGCUGUCCGCUACCCACGCACACACCGCCACUCCCGCAUCCCGCCCCGCGCCAUCUGAGCACUUCGUGCUUCAGUCGCUAUUCUCGUCCAGUUCGAUCUCUUUGCCCUUCCGUUUCUCUUCUCUCACAUUCCUUGGCUUGGCUCUCCUAUCCGGUGACCCUGCAAACAACCAAUUCAAACGCAACCCCCACCUCCCGUGACGUGACGGAUAAUACGUGCGGGAUUUACCCCGAUUCUCUCCCUGCCUUGCCUGAUAGGAUGGAUCUGUUUCGGCUUCUACGCUCUGGCCACCGCGGCAACCCCUUGGGCAACCCCGUCUCUGCCGUGGCGCGGCUGAACCUGCAGCCGAAGCCGCUCCAAAACCCCGACAAAGACGUCCUCGUCGGUGCUGUGCUGGCCCUGGGGCCCAGUCUCCAGCUCGCCCUCCACAUCCUCCUCGACCUGUUACCCCUGGAAGAAUCCCGGGAACGCCUGGCCGAAGUCUUGUGCCCUACGCUUGGGCAACUGCAACACUCCCUCGAGGAUACCUUGGCAUCCUUGAGGGCUAUCAAGGAUGAUGUGACACAGCUGCAUCCCAAGCGGCCCGACGAGACCGCCACCCCGAAGCAUCCAAGCUUACUCGUGCUCAUGCCCGAGCCUGAUUUCACUGGCAAGUUGGAUGCACGAAAUGGUGACGUUGUUACCAUAGACGAUGUGGAACUUCAGACACUAGAUGGUGUAUAUGUCACGGAGGUACCUCAGAUGGUGCACAGCCCAGAAGAGGACCCGGAGCACAGCCUAGACGAGGACCCCGAGCACAGCUCAGACGAGGACCCCGAGCACAGCCCAGACGAGGACCCGGAGCGACCAGAGCAGCUAGACCAGGCCAUGGAGAGGUUCCCACCUCUCGACCAGACGGUCACUCGAUCGCCCAAUGCAGACUGCAUUUGCCAACAAGGGAGAUCCGACACUACAACCAACUCACACCUGGCCAAAGAGCUCCAUGCGGAGAGGCGAGUUAACGCCGCGAUUCAAGUGGCCGUAGACUCGCUGGAGCUUGCAGAAGGACAACUGAAAAUCGUCAAGGAAGUCAACCGAAUCCACGGGGGCAGUUUUGAGCUUCUUCAACAGCACUUUUACGACGGCUAUAACAGAAUCAUUUUCCGGGCGCUCCAGCUUGAGAGCCCAGGGUUUGGCUUGCCUUCCCAGCCCGCAAUCCUAGAUGCCGUCGUCCCCAAAGACACGGCUCCCCGAGUACACACGGGUCCCCGAGUACACCCGGCUCCCCGAGUACCCAGCCAAGAAGAGGUACGUGCUGCGGAGCCUGGGCUGCAGCGUACUGUCUCUUUUGGGCGCAGCGUAACUAUUCCGGCAACCCUCUUAGAUUCAGCAUCAAGGAACUCCGUGUCCAGUUCACCAGCCUUGGUGAGGCGCAACACGGUGCAGGGAAUUGUAGAGGAGCACGCAAGAGAGCGUCCGACGAGGCUGGCGCCGAAGCGUAGAUUGUCUCUGGCCGAGGAGCUGGCACUGGCAGCGGAUGAAAGCAGCGACGAGGAGGACGAUUGGGAGGGAGAAGGCCUGGCUGAAAGCGGCGGAAGCGAACGGGAGUCUCGAGACAGCUCAGCAGACGAGACCGACGAGAGUGACCGUGGCAGCACAGGACAGGGAGAAGAAAGCGACGAUAGCGAGGACAACAGUGAAGAAGAUGACGAGACGGAAGACGACGAGGAUGGCGAGGAUGGUACAGGGCUGGAUCCGAAAAAUCACCUCAAGGGAGCACCGACAGUCACUGCUCGGCCGAAAAGACCCUCAACAAGCGCCACUAGAAACGGCUGAUACCUCAAUAUAUGAAAUAGAGUAAAGGCGUUCAGAGGUCCAGCCGUCAAACGGACCUGCCACGGGAGUCUAAAGUCGAUCCUAGCAUCUGAAAUACUUCACUAUAACAAGUGAUUGCGCCUUUUCUUUUUGUACCAGUAUGCUUAACUGCAAUAUCCACAUACAUAUUGUUACCCUGAAGUAAUAUUGCUUAGGCUAUAUUCCAAAAUGAAAGAUUGGGUGACUAAGUAGCUAAGGAGGUACGCGAAUAAAAUAUUU